AUCACGUCUGCACACCGCACAAUAAAGAGGGAAGAGGAAGUUGCAACAAAUGAUUGAUGAGUGUUUAGGGAAGUCAGUGAAGACGUAAUUAGGACUUUUGGAGCAUGUCUGUUGGCAACUUUUUGUCCACACCCAAAAUGCUUGUUCUUCCGCACCAUACCCAUCCAAGCAGGCUUUUAUGGACCAUGUUUGUUGCACAGGGGACUGCAAAAUACAUACGAUUAGCCAAGAUGUCCUGCUGGAUUUAUCCCGAUGCUUUUGUCUCCAGGAGGAUGUGCAUUUUUCUUCCAUUUCUCUGGGUUUGUCUCCUGGGAGCCUCUCCAGUUUCAGGCUACUUCCUGGGGGACACCAAGGCAGUUCUGAACGGCUGCAAGGACCACUGGACCCUGCAGGACAGGACGGCCAUGCCCUUGCUUUUCCACAUGACCGUGUGCGUGGACGUGCGCAUGGUGGACCCUGGUGCGUGGGUGGCCUUCUCCUACAGCUCGGCCCAUGCGCCAAAGCCCGAGCUGGGCCUAGAGGGAGACAUGGGGGCCCUGUACGGGUGGCUGCUUGGGGUGAGACAUCGCUUCCCCAUCAGUCUCACCCUGGAUCGCUGGCACAGGGUGUGCUUGAGGAGGAACGUCCCUGGGAACUCCUUCAGCCUGGAGCUUGAUGGCCGACUGGUGGCAGAGCGUACCGUCAUCGCCCAGGCUAUCCCUCCAUCGGGCUCCUUGUGGCUGGGCUGCCGUCCCCGACAAUUACCGCCUGGGGCCGCGGUGGCACUGGGCCGGGUGGAGGUCUACAUGUUCCGCAUGUGGGCCGACCUGGCUCACCGCGGCUUCUGCGAGGAUGGUGCCGUGAUCGGCUGGGACGCCCGCUUCUGGGGCGUGACCAGUCCCCGGGCCCGGCAGAGGGAUGACAACCUCCCUUGUGCACAAACACCUGGAUUUGGAGGCUCUUUUUCUCCUCCACCUUUUUCAACAUCUACAGUGGGUAGCCUCUGGCAAAGUGAGCCUCCGUCAGUAGUAGCGACCCCUCGUGGCCAUGUAGCUAAAACCUUACCUAUGACUCCACCCACAACGCCUGGUCCGCAUGUGGUGGUGACAAAUGCAGCAGUCCCAUCUAGCACAUUAGCCCCGCCCUCUAGCUCCAGCCUGGCCCUUCAGUUGUCAAUCAGCACCCUAGCUCCUCCUACAAGGUCUCUCCUUCCUGCCGCUCAAACUACAGCCACAACAACGCCCCGCCCACUCAUGGUAACAACAAAUGUAGAAAUCCUAACUAGCACGUUAGCCACGCCUUCUAACCUCACCCCGACCAGCCAGGUGUUCAGCAGCACCCCGGCUCCUCCUCCAUGGUCUCCCCCAACUGCUGAUCAUACCCCACCCACAACAAUGCCCCGCCCAGUUUUGGUGACCACAGGUGCAGAAGUCUUAAGUAGCACGUUAGACCCGCCUUCUAACCCCAGCUCGGCCAAUCACGUGUCAAACAGCACCCAGACUCCUCCUCCAUGGUCUCCCCCAACUGCUGGUCAUACCCCACCCACAACAAUGCCCCGCCCAGUCUUGGCGACAACAGGUGCAGAAGUCUUAAGUAGCACGUUAGACCCGCCUUCUAACCCCAGCUCGGCCAAUCACGUGUCAAACAGCACCCAGACUCCUCCUCCAUGGUCUCCCCCAACUGCUGACCAUACCCCACCCACAACAAUGCCCCACCCAGCCUUAGUGACAACAGGUGCAGAAGUCUUAACUAGCACGUCAGAUCCGCCUUCUAACCCCAGCCCGACCAAUCAGGUGUCAAGCAGCACCCAGACUCCUCCUACAAGGCCUCCCUCGCCUGCUGCCCAAACCACACUCACAACAACGCCGCUCCGCCCAAUCUCAGCGACAACAACAACAACCACUGAAGUUCCAACAGUAACGUUAGCCCUGCCUGCUAACCCCAGCCCGACCAAUCAGGUGUCAAGCAGCACUCAAGCUCCUCCUACAAAAUCUUCCCCAUUUUAUGACCAAAUUACAUCAGGGUCCCGCCUCUGCGACUGCACUGCUUUCUGCAACACGACAAGUCAGUUCUUUGCUUUGGGCUUUAAUAUCAACAGUGCUGCCGUUAAUGUGGACGCACUACAAAGUUUGUUGUCAAGGCUUCCGUGUAGCCCCAUGUCAGGGUGUAAAGACUACCCAAAUAUCCUCAAGUACUUCCAGGGUGUCCACCUGGAAUGUGACGGCACUCAUGACAGGUUGAACAGCUGCAUGGUCAUAGUAGAAGUGUCCGGUCCGGUCGACGGCUGCUCGCUCGGGCCACUCGUGAAGGAGGUGAUUGGAAGUUACGGCGACGUCACGAAUCAAACGUCGCUGGCACGCAUGGUGGUGUGUGGUUCUCCCGGCAUGCCGCUUCAUCACCUGCUGGCUUCCAACCUGAGCUGGUCUGCUCAUGACCUGCUGAUGUCAGACAUAUGCCGCCAUGAUGCCGCUCCGCUUCACUGCGCCACUAACCAAACUCGUGCGCUGCUCCUGGCCGACAGUUGCCCUCCUUCACUAACAGUUUCACCCGCUCCGAUCAAUGAAGCAACGCCCACUACUGCCACCGAUCAUGACGAGGGCUUUGCCAACAUGGCCGCCACAGCUCGUGCUGCCUUCACCGACGGCACAACAUGUCAACGAAACACAACACAGUCCUCGGCGGUUGACACUAAAACAACUACUGACAACCCGCCAGAGAGUUACAAUGUGACUGCAGUUGGGGGUCAAGGGACCAACGUAACUACACUUUCCUCAGCGGAUGUGACUACACGUCUUCCAAACAAAGCUCCCGCCACCACAACAGAGCUUCAUCCGACUGCAGCCAACACCACUGGGAAUGAAAAGAGCAGCAGCCCUAAUGUGACAACACAAUUACAAAAUGCAACAAUCUCCACUUCUACUACCAGUGACACAGUCUUAGGAAGCGUAGCCACUCCAGAACCACAACAGAACUCAAUCCUUCCUGAAAAAACACAAACACUGGCGACGACAUUCGGCAACAAGGCCGUUCCUUCAACUCCUCUCAUCACUGCCACGCCGCUGACCGACCACACGACCAUUAACACCAACACGACAGCCAACAACAACGACAGCACGUCCGCCAUAUUUGUUAGCAAGUCAACCAAUUACUCCAAAUUAACGCCCCGUGAAGGUACCCCGAUGAUGACUACCGAGACAUUUCCUGACCAAGAUAACAGCACAGGUGCAGAGGCGACCUCCAUAACCCUGAGAACACCUGUGACUUCCACAUUGUCUUCUGGAACGAAGAAGAACCUGGAGGAGCAAGCGGACAAACUUCUGGAAAGAGCACAAGAUGCAUCCAAGCUCAACUCCUCGCAGGUGGCAGACGUGGUAGAGCAGCUGGAGAAACUACUGGAUGCUGCCUCAGUCUCCCAAGCGGUGGGCAGGAAAGCCAUCAGCAUCGUGAGCCACCUGAUGGAAAGUGACCCACGUGCCCUGUCAUCGUCUUCCAACAGGAUCAUUCGCCUGGUGGAGGACUUGGGUCUCAAGCUGGUGGUAAGCGGUGUAGCUGUGGUCCUCUCUUCCGGUUCGCUGGUUCUAGCGGUGCAAAAAGUGGAUGGAAGCAACUUUCCAGAGAUGUCCAUCAACAUCUACAACACUGGCGAUGUUCAGCUAAGCGGUCUCAGCAGGUCCGAAUCCAGGAAGAAGGACUCCACCAUGGGGUCUGUGUACCUGCCGUCCUCCAUCGCCGAGGGCUUGAGUCCUGAAGAGCAGAGGCAGCUCAAAAGGGUCCAGUUCACCUUCUACACCAAGCCCGUCUUGUUCCAGGAUGACACAUUGAACAACCAGACUGUGGUCAGUUCAGUUCUGGCGUCCAGUGUCGCCAAUUUGUCCAUUAGCAACCUGACUGAGAACAUUAGCUUUACCAUUCGGAACCUACAUCCUAUACAUGCGGACUAUAAGGCUGUUUGUGCAUUUUGGAACUUCACUAUGAAUGGCGGUGCAGGAGGUUGGAGCUCGGCCGGCUGCUUUGUGGUGAACUCCACUCCCUGGGGAACAACCUGCACCUGCGACCACCUCACCUCCUUCGCCAUUCUGCUGGAUCUCUCCCGAGAAGGAAUAAAAGACCCCCAGCAGGCACAAAUCCUCACCUUCAUCACAUAUAUCGGCUGCGGCAUUUCGGCUAUUUUUGUUGCUGCCACCUUAUUGACUUACCUUUCAUUUGAGAAGCUGUUGCGGGACAUUCCGGCCAAGAUCCUGGUCCAGCUCUGCUUCUCCCUCCUCCUCCUCAACCUGGUCUACCUACUGGACGGCUGGCUGGCGCUCUACCCGGCUCGCGGCCUUUGCAUCAGCACCGCCUUCUUCCUGCACUACUUCCUGCUGACCUCCUUCACCUGGGCCGGGCUGGAGGCCCUGCACAUGUACCUGAGCAUCGUGCAGGUGUUCACGCCGUACCUGAGCAGAUACAUGCUCAAGUUCUCGCUCAUUGGCUGGGGUGCUCCUGUUGUGGUGGUGGUUGUGGUGAUCUCCGUGGACAAAGACAAUUAUGGUCUGGUUAAAUAUGGAAGGUACACGGAUGGCACCUCAGAUGACUUCUGUUGGCUACGUAAUGACACGGCCUUCUAUGUGGCCGUGGUGGCCUACUUCCUGCUCAUCUUUGCGUCGUGCCUACUGGUCUUCGUGGUGGUCAUGGUCCAGCUGUCCCGCAUCAAGAGACAGAACCCGCACAACCAGUCCCCUCACAGGGGCUUGGCCACCGACCUCCGGAGCAUCGCCGGCCUGGUGGUGCUGCUGGGCCUGGCUUGGGGCUUUGCUCUGUUCGCCUGGGGGCCGCUCUACCUGCCCUUUGUGUACCUCUUCACCAUCUUUAACUCCCUACAAGGUCACAUUUCACUCACACCAUAUGUUCGGAGACUUUGUCAACCGCACAAAGCUACUUUUAAUCCUCCUGCAGGCUUCUUCGUCUUCGUCUUCCACUGCGCCUGCAAGGAGAACGUGCGCAGGCAGUGGAGAACCUACCUGUGCUGUGGUCGCCUGCGAUUGGCUGAAAACUCUGAAUGGAGUCGGACGGCCACGCGGGACAACAGGAAUUUUUCGGCAACGACCUCAUCCGCCUCGGCCCCUCGACAGCUGUCUUCACGAAGCUCCUCUGUCGCCAGCAACAGCACCAACAGCAGCAGCUCUGUGUUUGUGGACGGCGGUUUGUCCGAUGGAUCGAGCAGUGACGUCAUCCUCAACGAGCUUCACAGACAGACGGUGUCAUUUUAAGGCCACACCCACUUUGGUGUGUAACAGCUGCUUCGCUACGAAUGAUUUUGUGUACAUACAGUAAAUUUGGAUGUCAGCAUUUUUACACACGACACUCUCUUCUAAUAACAAAACGACGUGAUUCGUUUUAACCGGUUUAUAAAACCCCCCUUUCUGCAAGGCUUAACUCUAAAUUGCAACAGAAAUGUUUGCAAAACAUCUAUUUCAAGGUAUAACUUACAAAAUAUAUAAAAAGGAAUAUAUUUACCUAUUUGUGCUUUAUAAGUUGUUUUUAUUUUGGAAUUAUUUUGAAUACAUUUAUUUUAUUUUGAAGUCUUUUAAUUUAAUGUUUUUCUAAAUAAUUUUAUUUUUAUGUGUCAUUUUUUUACUGAUUUAUUUUUUUUAAAUGAUUAUAGUUUUUAUUUACUCAUUUUAAAAAUA
Molecule: messenger RNA, 5648 nt
Organism: Dunckerocampus dactyliophorus (ringed pipefish)
Lineage: Eukaryota; Metazoa; Chordata; Actinopteri; Syngnathiformes; Syngnathidae
Product: adhesion G-protein coupled receptor G2-like
Exons: 26
Coding region: 105-5228 (1707 amino acids)
Biological process (GO): adenylate cyclase-activating G protein-coupled receptor signaling pathway; cell surface receptor signaling pathway
Cellular component (GO): membrane
Molecular function (GO): G protein-coupled receptor activity
Source: RefSeq, a predicted model, not a curated record